AUGAGGCGCAGCUGCAGCUCGGGCUUUGCAGAGCUGAGGGCUGGUGGUCCUCCAUGUUUCUCUAACUCCCUGGUUUCCUCUGGGCUGGGCGUCCUGCAGCGGAUCCUGGACACGGCGGCGGAGCUCACGUGGCAGGUGACCUCGGUGAACCUGGACACACUCACAGAAACGGCUUUUGUCAAACUUCUGGCGGAUCUGGAUUUCAAGAAGGAGUUCCAGAUCAUCAUCGACUGUGAGCUGGAGAAGAUGAACUACAUCCUCAACCUGAUGGCGCAGCAGAAGAGGAAUCUGAAGAACUACCACUACAUUCUGGCCAAUCAGGGUUUCAUGGACCUGAACUUCACGGAGCUACUGAAACUGACCCCGAACGUGACGGGCUUCCAGCUGGUGAACCACAGCGACGCCAACGUGGAGCGAGUCAACCAGGAGUGGAUGGUGUUCGACGCCAAGGACUCCAGAGGCCCCCGCAAGCGGCUAAAGUACACCGGCGCGCUCACGUACGACGGCGUGGCUGUCAUGGCCGCCGCCUUCCAGUAUCUACGGAGACAGCGCAUCGACAUCUCACGGCGCGGUAACGCUGGAGAGUGUCUGGCAAACCCGCCGUCGCCAUGGGGACAAGGCAUCGACAUCCAGAGGGCGCUGCAGCAGGUGCAGAUGGAAGGUCUUUCGGGCCACAUUCAGUUCAACGAACAUGGACAGAGAACAAACUACACCCUGAUGGUGAUGGAGCUGAGCCACACGGGGCCCCGCAAGAUCGGAUACUGGAACGCCCGGAGAGGAUACGUGUACACGGCCAACUACCGCUCUGUGGUGGACGAUUACUUCUACGGCCUCCUCAACCGCACCUACGUCGUCACCACCAUCCUGGAGCCUCCGUACAUGAUGCUGAAGAAGAACCAUGAGCAGUUUGUGGGGAACGAGCGCUACGAGGGCUACUGCGCGGAGCUAGCCUCGGAGAUCGCGAAACACGUGGGCUUCUCGUACCGGCUGGAGGUGGUGUCUGACGGGAAGUACGGGGCCCGCGACUCCGAGACCAAGCUGUGGAACGGCAUGGUGGGCGAGCUGGUGUACGGGCAGGCGGACGUGGCCGUGGCUCCUCUCACCAUUACUCUGGUCCGGGAGCAGGUGAUAGACUUCUCCAAACCAUUCAUGUCACUGGGCAUCUCCAUCAUGAUCAAGAAGCCCACCAAGUCCAAGCCGGGCGUGUUCUCCUUCCUGGACCCGCUGGCCUACGAGAUCUGGAUGUGCAUCGUGUUCGCCUACAUCGGUGUCAGCGUGGUGCUCUUCCUGGUGAGCCGCUUCAGCCCGUACGAGUGGAAGGGGGAGGAGUCAGAGGAAGAGGAGGAGGAGGGGCCAGAGUGUGGGACCAGGAGACCGCCAUCUAAAGACAAAGAGCAGAACGGCAACGACGCCGAGCAGAAUCCUGACGCUCAGAGGGAGGAGCCGGAGUACACCAACGACUUCGGAAUCUUCAACUCGCUCUGGUUUUCUCUGGGAGCCUUCAUGCAACAGGGCUGCGACAUCUCGCCCAGGUCUCUGUCCGGGCGCAUCGUGGGCGGAGUCUGGUGGUUCUUCACGCUCAUCAUCAUCUCCUCGUACACGGCGAACCUGGCGGCCUUCCUGACCGUGGAGCGCAUGGUGUCUCCCAUCGAAGGAGCCGAGGACUUGGCCAAACAGACCGAGAUCACCUACGGCACCCUGGACGGAGGAUCCACCAAGGAGUUCUUCAGGAGGUCGAAGAUUGCGGUGUUUGAGAAGAUGUGGUCGUACAUGCGCAGCGCGGAGCCGUCGGUCUUUGUGAAGAACACAAACGAAGGCGUGAUCCGUGUUCGUAAAUCCAAAGGGAAGUACGCGUAUCUGCUGGAGUCAGCCAUGAAUGAGUACAUCGAGCAGCGGAAGCCGUGCGACACCAUGAAGGUGGGAGGAAACCUGGACUCCAAGGGCUACGGGGUGGCCACGCCCAAAGGGUCCCCGCUCAGAAACCCAGUUAACUUGGCAGUGUUAAAACUGAACGAGCAGGGCCUGCUGGACAAAUUGAAAAACAGAUGGUGGUAUGACAAAGGCGAGUGCGGCAUCGGGGGAGGGGACACCAAGGUCAGCAGCCCAAACACGCCUCAGCCGGGCGGCCAGCAGAGGGCGCAGGAGGGACGCACGGCCAGCAGGGGGCGCAGGAGGGACCCAUGUGGGAGGAGUCUGGUUUACAAACACUGGGACACCGGCACAACUCGGAAUUCUGACUGGAUUUGA
Knipowitschia caucasica is the source of this 2247-nucleotide messenger RNA. The record is from the annotation of a GenBank genome assembly. NCBI's taxonomy places the organism in Eukaryota, Metazoa, Chordata, Actinopteri, Gobiiformes, Gobiidae.